Messenger RNA from Condylura cristata (star-nosed mole), 1085 nucleotides. It is a transcript of the gene OVCA2, whose product is annotated as ovarian tumor suppressor candidate 2. Gene Ontology annotation, cellular component: nucleus; cytoplasm. The record is from RefSeq and is a predicted model, not a curated record. The coding region runs from base 79 to 753 and encodes 224 amino acids. Gene Ontology annotation, biological process: response to retinoic acid. Lineage: Eukaryota; Metazoa; Chordata; Mammalia; Eulipotyphla; Talpidae. The transcript has 2 exons.
GGGCCCCGCCCCUCGCGGACUCAACUUCCGCUCGGGGAAAGGCCGCUUCCGGUGCGUGGUGGCGCGUGGCCCGGCGUUAUGGCCGCGCAGCGUCCUCUGCGGGUGUUGUGCUUGGCGGGCUUCCGGCAGAGCGAGCGGGGCUUCCGCGAGAAGACAGGGGCGCUGAGGAAAGCGCUGCGGGGCCGCGCCGAGCUGGUGUGCCUCAGCGGCCCACACCCGGUCCCGGACGCAGCGGGCGCCGGGCCAGACUCUGGGCCCCACUCACCGGAGGAGCAGCCCCGAGGCUGGUGGUUUUCCGAAGGAGAGGCAGACGUUUUCUCCGCACUGGAAGAGCCCACCGUAUGUAGAGGUGUGGAGGACGCCCUGGGAACCGUGGCGCAGGCACUGAACCAGCUGGGGCCUUUUGAUGGACUCCUCGGUUUCAGCCAGGGAGCUGCACUAGCUGCUCUUGUGUGUGCCCUCGGCCAAGCAGGCGAUACCCGCUUCCCUUUGCCUCGGUUUAUCAUCCUGGUAUCUGGUUUCUGUCCACGGGGCCCUGGCCUCAAGGAACCCCUCCUGCAGGGCCCCUUGUCGCUGCCUUCACUCCAUGUUUUUGGGGACACUGACCGUGUCAUCCCCUCUCAGGAGAGUAUGCAACUGGCUAGCCGAUUCCCUGGAGCUGUCACUCUCACCCACUCUGGUGGCCACUUCAUUCCUGCAGCAGCACCCCAACGCCAGGCCUAUCUCAAGUUCUUGGACCAGUUCGCUGAGUGAAAGAGCAACAAAUAUUGUCUGUUCCUACUGCCUACCCCUAGUUGAACACAUGACCUCUGUAAUCCCUGCCAUCUCCCCUACCCUGAAAUCUCCACUACUGUUAAGUGUUCCUCACCAUCACCCAUUAAGAGACAAAUGUCAAUUCUUAAGACUGAAAUAAUAUAAGCCCAGCACUCACGAAAGAGAAUCAGAGGUCUUAUUGGAUUUUGACCUUAGCAGCUGAUGAAAAAAAAAAGCCUGUGGAUCCCUGGAUAAAAGGAGAUUGACAUGGGAGAUACAGGGUUGGCACCACUGUGAGCGCCACAAAAUAAAGUGGUGGUUUGGAUUUUGAA